AUACGCACACAGGCUGCCGAGAAAACAACACGUAUUAACUGAAAUCUGCGCUUAUUCGUUUCCAAUGCGCGUGCUUUGCUCCACUUCGAUGAUUUCGGAUUCCGGGCCCGGUUGACAUUCGGUUGAUUUUUCUGGUUUCGGUUUAUUUUUUACUGUUAGCGAGCGAACUGGACGGAGAAAACAGUAACACACAAAACAGUUCCCUCAGAUCCCCAAAAAUGAAAAGGAGGUUGAGCAAAGAGUGUGAGGACAGCACCUCAUCAUGCGAGGGGCAGACAGUGUCCUACAAGAGACCGAAACAGCCCUCCGAGGACUUUGGAGAUCUGCAGUCCAAUUGGGUUCGACUUCCCCAGGAGAUCCUGCUUCACAUCUUUCAGUACCUGCCCCUUCUUGAUCGAGCCUUCGCAUCACAGGUUUGCCAUAACUGGAACCAUGCCUUCCAUAUGCCAGAGCUGUGGAGAUGCUUUGAGUUCGAACUCAACCAGCCGGCCACCUCUUACCUGAAGGCCACGCAUCCUGACCUAAUAAAGCAAAUAAUAAAGAGGCACUCUAAUCACUUGCAGUACGUCAGCUUCAAGGUGGACAGCAGCACAGAAUCAGCAGAGACGGCAUGUGAUAUCCUUUCUCAGCUAGUAAACUGCUCGCUCAAGACCCUCGGCCUGAUCUCCACUGCACGACCAAGCUUCAUGGAGCUACCGAAGUCUCACUUCAUCUCCGCACUUACCGUGGUAUUUGUCAACUCAAAGUCUCUUUCUUCUCUGAAAAUUGACGACACGCCAGUGGACGAUCCUUCACUCAAGGUUCUGGUGGCUAAUAACAGUGAUACACUCAAGCUGUUGAAGAUGAGCAGCUGUCCACAUGUUUCUCCUGCAGGAAUUCUGUGUGUUGCUGAUCAGUGUCAUGGUCUGAGAGAACUGGCGCUGAACUACCACCUCUUGAGCGACGAGCUCCUGUUGGCACUUUCUUCAGAGAAACACGUUCACCUGGAGCAUCUGCGCAUCGACGUGGUAAGCGAAAACCCCGGCCAGCAGUUCCACACCAUCAAGAAGAGCAGCUGGGACGCCAUGGUGCGCCAUUCACCCAAGUUCAACCUGGUCAUGUAUUUCUUCCUGUAUGAGGAUGAGUUUGGGCCCUUUUUCCGGGAUGAGAUCCCAGUCACGCACCUCUACUUUGGCCGCUCUGUCAGCAAGGAGGUCCUGGGCCGCGUCGGCAUGAACUGCCCACGUCUGGUAGAGCUGGUGGUGUGCGCGAAUGGUCUGCGGCCACUGGAUGAGGAGCUCAUUCGUAUCGCAGAGCGCUGCCAGUUUCUAUCAGCCAUUGGACUGGGUGAAUGCGAGGUUUCCUGCAGCGCUUUUGUGGAGUUUGUGAAAAUGUGUGGCCGUCGGCUCUCUCAGCUGUCUAUCAUGGAGGAGGUGCUCAUUCCUGACCACAAAUACGGUCUGGAUGAGAUCCACUGGGAAGUCUCCAAACACCUAGGACGUGUUUGGUUUCCAGAUAUGAUGCCCACCUGGUGACAUUUUGCAUUUGAAAAGUCAUCAGACGCAGCACGGGACACUCCUAAUUUGGUAAUACGGACUUUUUUGUUCUCACAGUUACUUUACAGGGUUUGUACAUGGAUUUGAUUGGAGAUUGAAAUUCCUUCUAUGUUAGUAAUGAAUUUGGACUGUGAUGUCAGGAGAAUUUCACCCAAAAAUUACAAUAAUGGUAUUUACUUUCCUAUAAGCUAUUGA
Molecule: messenger RNA, 1730 nt
Organism: Danio rerio (zebrafish)
Lineage: Eukaryota; Metazoa; Chordata; Actinopteri; Cypriniformes; Danionidae
Gene: fbxl3a
Product: F-box and leucine-rich repeat protein 3a
Biological process (GO): regulation of circadian rhythm
Cellular component (GO): cytoplasm; nucleus
Source: RefSeq, marked validated